This is a messenger RNA of Acanthoscelides obtectus, 1195 nucleotides long. Lineage: Eukaryota; Metazoa; Arthropoda; Insecta; Coleoptera; Chrysomelidae. The record is from the annotation of a GenBank genome assembly.
CACUUAUUAGCUUAUCAGAAAAUUAUUUUGCAACUGCAUACUCGUCGGUGCAUAAUGCUUCCACUCUUUUCUCAACCACUCGACUUUUUCUGCACAUCUGCAAUGAGUGGAUCACAAUUCUGUAGAUAAGGGAACAAGCUAUAAAUUAGACACGAAUUUGUCGAUAUCACAGAAAACUAGAACCAUUCAACAUGAAGGUCCUUGUGGUGCUAGCUCUUACUUUGGUUGCUGUGCAUGCGGCUUCUGACCAGGAGCUGUGGAAUCAGUUCAAGGUAGACCAUGGCAAAGCCUACCGAAGCUUUAGAGACGAACAAGCUCGCUUCACCAUCUUCCAAUCGAAUCUGCGGACCAUCGAGCAGCACAAUGCGAAGUACGAAAACGGUGAAGAGACCUACUACUUGAAAGUUACCCAAUUCGCAGACAUGACCCCAGAAGAGUUUAAAGACUUCUUGGCACUGCAAGAAGAAUCUAAGCCAAACCUUGAUCUUGAGGUGCUUGAAGUCGACAGUACCGUAGCAGUUCCAGACUCAUUUGACUGGAGAAGCCAAGGAGUUGUUCUGGAAGUGAAAAACCAAGGACAAUGUGGAUCUUGCUGGUCUUUCAGUGCUACCGGCUGCUUGGAGGGUCAGAACGCCAUCAAGCACAACCAACAUAUCUCCCUUUCCGAGCAGAACUUGAUGGACUGUUCCAGAAGCUACGGCAACAAUGGCUGCAGUGGUGGCCUGAUGACCAACGCUUUCUUCUACGUUAAAGACCACGGCAUCAAUUCUGAGGCCAAAUACCCAUACGAGGGUAGACUGCAGGCCUGCCGGUAUGACAGUGGCCAGAGCAUCCUUCACAUCGACAACGUCUAUACCGUCAAGCAGAGUGAGGACGCCUUGCAGGCAGUUGUUGCAGCACAACUUGGUCCAGUCGCCGUGGGCGUUGAUGCCAGCAGCUUUUCUCUGUACGGUGGUGGUGUAUUCAACCCAAACUCCUGCUCUUCAUCUUCUCUCAACCAUGGUGUAUUGGCUGUGGGCUACGGUCGUGAUGGAAACAACGACUACUGGAUCGUGAAGAAUUCCUGGGGAGCUGGUUGGGGAGAGAACGGUUACAUCAAGAUGAUCAGGAAUCACGGAAACCGCUGCGGUAUUGUUUCUAUGGCUAGUAUUGUUUCACUGAAGUAAUUUUUUGAAAUAAAAAAUGUUAGUAGUUA